Molecule: messenger RNA, 1620 nt
Organism: Sitodiplosis mosellana (orange wheat blossom midge)
Lineage: Eukaryota; Metazoa; Arthropoda; Insecta; Diptera; Cecidomyiidae
Gene: Cpr51A
Exons: 4
Coding region: 406-1443 (345 amino acids)
Source: RefSeq, a predicted model, not a curated record
UAUUCAAAUGAAGUAGUCGAACUUGUUUUCUUUUCUCUUCUCACUCCUAAUUUUAUUCUUUGUUUUCACGUUAACGUGACGCGAUUGUUGACAUUCGGUGUUUUUUUUCCCAAUUACAUGAUGAAUGCUUUUAAGCGUUUUAUUAUAAGUAAACACCCACUUCGAUAGUCACGUUAAAAGUUCCGCUUUGAUGAAUCACACUUGAAAAAAAAGCGUAAAUUUCAAUUGCAAACGAUUUAGUUGGAUUUCAUCAAAACGGAUGGAAGACCAACGACGGCCGCUCACCAAUUGCAUGGCAAAUUGCGUACGCGUUUGGAAAAUUAUCCAACGUCACCACAGUAUCAAACACAGGUGAAUUAUCCAGGUUCGAGCAAUGCGGCUCAACAUCAGGCAAAAGUACAAUAUAUGCAAAUGGUACAGCUAAUGCAACAACAACCAAAUUGGGUCCAAAGACAGGUGCAACCAAACUACGUGCAAUCAGCCUAUGUUCAAACACAACCACAACAACAACCAAACUACGUUCAAACCCAACAGCAACCAGCCCACAUUCAAACUCAACAACAGCAACCAGCCUAUGUUCAAACCCAACAACAGCAACCAAACUAUGUGCAAAAUCAACAACAACCAGCAUAUGUGCAGACCCAACAUCAACCAGCCCAUGUCCAUAGCCAGAAACAACCGAAGAAACAUAUUAAGAGCCAGCCAGCCGCCAAUGUCAACACUCGAAUUAACUACCAAGGGCCUGAAUACGAACAAGUUCAAACCUUCCAAACUGCUCCAACUGCCCCAGUUGUGCCAGUUACAACAACCACAACCACACCGCAACCCAUCUUUGUUAAUGAGCAAGUCGAAGAAGAAGAAGCAGAAGAAGUUCCAGCCCCUAUCCCGGUUCCAGCUGUUCGUGCACCAGUCAGACGCAUCCGUCCUCAGCCAGUGCAACAAGUGCAGCCAGUAAAGCUAGUGCAACAUCGAUUCCAACCACAAUCACAAGGACAAGAUUUCGAUGAUGACCUUUUGGCUCAACAAGAAAUUUCACGUAUUCCACAUGAAGAAACCGAAGAAGAACGUUUGUUGCGUGAAAAACAAGCCAAGAAUGCCUACUACUCAUUUGGAACAUCAAUCGAUGACAAAAUCAACGACCAUUCAAUUCAACGGUCAGAAACACGCGAAGGUUUGGCAUUGCGUGGCAUGUACUCGUACAGCGAUGGUUACUUCAAACGCACCAUCCACUAUGAAGCCGAUGAAAAUGGAUACAGGGUGGUCAAGGAAGAGAUUGAGCCGAUUGGAGAUGGUCCACAGUACAAUCCAAACGGUACCGCUGAUGUCACAGCCGAUUUGCACAACAAUCAACUCAGCUACUCGAUCACCGCCGACGAUUUCGUUCGCGAAAAAGAUAAGAAAAAACCUAAGACUGCCCGUCAAUACGACGAAGACGAAGAGUAAAUCGUCAUAUCUGUUUUUAAUAACAACAUCCAACCCGAUUACAAUAAGCAUUGUAUGAUCACAAUUCAUUUUACUAUCGGAUUGAAGAAAAUAAAACGAAAUAAAUGUUUCAGUAAAUAAAAAGACACUUUAUUGAAAUGAAUUCAAAUGGAAAGAAAGCUCUCGUUUGCUUUGAAA